Pogonomyrmex barbatus (red harvester ant) is the source of this 2587-nucleotide messenger RNA. RefSeq names its product calnexin. Gene Ontology annotation, cellular component: endoplasmic reticulum membrane; endoplasmic reticulum. Gene Ontology annotation, molecular function: calcium ion binding. Lineage: Eukaryota; Metazoa; Arthropoda; Insecta; Hymenoptera; Formicidae. Gene Ontology annotation, biological process: ERAD pathway; protein folding. The record is from RefSeq and is a predicted model, not a curated record.
GUCGUAAAAUGACACGACGGUUCUGUCGCACAGGGGCCUAACGUAUUACGGACGAAAAUAUUAUUGUUCUAUGCGUCCGUCGUCGCAUUUGUUCUGUCGUUGGGUGCGUGAGUGGAUGUAAGAGCUAUCGAACGGUGCGAGACUCGAUCGGAACCACUGCCCUAAUUAACGCGAUCUCGCCGGUAAUUUCCGGAAGCGCCGCUCCUUUUCGAGACGCGCAGGGGUAUAUACUUACGUGGUGUGGUAGACAGAUUAAAUUAUCGUUAUUAAAUAAUUGAAUAACUCAUAUCCCGGCCUCGUCGUUUGAACGUCGUUUUUGAUAUCGUACCGAUUAUCCGAGGACUCGGUGAAUCGAUUUCCUUUCGCAUUACUGGAAUAUGAGAUGGCAAGAAUUGUAGCGUGCGCCUUGUUGGUUUGCCUGAGUGCGUUUUGUAGUAUAUUAAAUGCAGAUGAGAAUAGUGACAACAAUGCCAGUGAUGCAAUACAGAAACCGAUUUACAAGAGUCCAGAACCUUCCGGCUUUGCUCACUUAGCAGAACAUUUUGAUAAUGAGGAAAGAUUUAGGAAAUCAUGGAUAUUAUCAGAAGCAAAAAAAGAUGAUAUCGACGAAGAUAUCGCUAAAUACGAUGGGAUUUGGUCCAUCGAGGAACCCAAAAUGCAUGCCGAGGAUGGAGAUCUAGGACUAGUGCUUAAAAGUAAAGCUAGACAUGCUGCCGUUUCUACUUUAUUAUCUAAGCCAUUUUAUUUUGAAGACAAGCCCUUAAUUGUGCAGUAUGAAGUUAAUUUUCAAGAUGGACAGGAAUGUGGUGGUGCCUAUCUUAAGUUACUAACGUUAGAUGAUAAGCAUAAAGAUUUGAAACAGUUCCAUGAUAAGACACCGUACACCAUAAUGUUUGGGCCUGAUAAAUGUGGCAAUGAUCAUAAGCUUCAUUUUAUAUUUCGACAUAAAAAUCCAUUAAACGGUACAAUCACCGAGAAACACUGUAAAAAAGCCAAGGAUCGAUUAGAAGAUUAUUUCAAAGAUAAGAACCCGCAUUUAUAUACCUUAAUUGUGCGGCCUGAUAAUACUUACGAAAUCAAAGUAGAUAAUAAACUUCUAAAUUCGGGCUCAUUGAUGGACGAUUUUGUUCCUCCUGUAAAUCCACCUCUAGAAAUAGAGGAUCCAGAUGAUAAACAGCCUGAAGAUUGGGACGAUAGAGAAAAGAUUCCUGAUCCAUUGGCAGAAAAACCCGAAGAUUGGGAUGAAGAUGCUCCAGCACAGAUCGUCGACGAGGAAGAUAUUAUGCCAGAAGGAUGGCUCGAGGAUGAACCGCCCAUGAUACCGAAUCCAGAUUCGGUUAAGCCCGAUGAUUGGGACAUUGAGAUGGAUGGUGAAUGGGAAGCUCCGGAAAUACCAAAUCCAAAAUGUGCGGAUGUUCCAGGUUGCGGACCGUACAAGCAGAAAAUGAAAAAGAAUCCACGAUACAAGGGAAAAUGGUUGGCGCCGCUCAUCAACAAUCCGAAUUACAAGGGAAAAUGGAAGCCUAAACUCGUACACAAUCCUGAUUAUUUCAAUGAUGAACAUCCAUUCAAGAUGUUGCCAAUUAGCGCCAUUGGUUUUGAAUUAUGGUCGAUGUCUCCCGACAUAUAUUUUGAUAAUAUAAUUAUAACGGAUGAUGAGAAAGUUGCAAAGAAAUGGGCAGAUGAUACUUUUGAGAUUCGACGUGUUAAAAUUGCUGAGGAAAGUUGGAGUAUAUGGAGUCGGAUUGUCAAAUUUACUGCAGAUCAUCCAUGGAUAUGGGCAGUAUAUAUAUUGCUAACUGCAAUACCAGUAGUAUUUAUAAUGUAUUAUUGCUGCUUCUCCGAGGACAAAACAGAUUUUGAAAAAGAAGAUGAAAAGUCACUCUUAGAAAUGGUAGAUGAUCCCGAUGAAAUCAUAGAAAAUGAAAAUCAACAAUCUUUAAAUCCUGAGCUUGCUGAACAAAAACCUAUUAUAGAAGAAAUAGAAGAUAUAGAGAAAGAGACUGGAACAGAAGAAGUAAUAGAAAGUGAUAAGGAUACACCAUUAAUUAGUGGCGAAGGACCACGACGAAGAAAACCAAAUAAAGAAUAGGAAGAAGAAUAAUUAUAAAAAAAAAUUUAAUAAAAAUAUUAUCGCGCUAAGAUAUUUAUGUAAUACUAUCUUGUGUAACACAUUCCACAUUACACUUGCUACUGUGGAUAGUAGGGUUACCAGUCACUAGCAAAUUCAGUCACUGCAACAUGAUCGAUAGUAUUUAAUUUUUCGUCUAAGAAUAUUGACAUUUGAUAUCAUAUAUAAAGUCUCAUUAGUAUAUUUGAGAAAACUGUUUUCGGAUUAUACAUAUGUUUUUGUGUAAUGAGUGAUGUAUGAUGUAUCUGUACUCAAAAAUUUGCAAUGUUUGGAAUGUUUUUCGUUCAAGGACAAUGCCUUAAUAAUAUAGUAUUUAUGUGUUUUUAGCUGUGACAUGAAAUGUCAUAGCAUUAAAAAUAGUAUCUUAUUCUGUUUGUAUAUUUAAUGUUACACUGGGACAAAUUAUUAAGAAAUAGCAAAUAAGCUAAUAAACAUGAAACAUGUGUGAGUAUAAAA